Williopsis jadinii is the source of this 1690-nucleotide messenger RNA. RefSeq names its product aldehyde dehydrogenase. Lineage: Eukaryota; Fungi; Ascomycota; Saccharomycetes; Phaffomycetales; Wickerhamomycetaceae. Gene Ontology annotation, molecular function: aldehyde dehydrogenase (NAD+) activity. The coding region runs from base 121 to 1629 and encodes 502 amino acids. The transcript has a single exon. The record is from RefSeq and is a predicted model, not a curated record.
GAGAAGGCAGGGAAGAUAUAAAAGCCAAUGUGCAUCGCCUUUUCUGGGAUAUUCUCCUGGAAACGUUUGGUUAUACUAUAUUUUUUAUUCAAUUGAAUAUCCAGAGCCCAGAGAUUGCUAAUGUCGCUGUCUGAGACCAUUACACUGCCAGAUGGCACGAAAUACGAACAGCCAUUGGGUCUGUUCAUCAACAACGAGUUUGUCCAAGGUACAGGCGGGUUGAUUGAGUCCUACUCUCCACAUUCCACGAAAUUGAUUACAUCGGUGCAUGCUGCUAGUGCUGAAGAUGUUGACAAGGCCGUUCAAGUUGCGAGAGAGGCUUAUAACAAGACAUGGAAGCACAUCGAACCAAGCGAUAAGGGUAAGCUCAUGUGGAAGCUGGCCGAUCUCCUGGAGAAGAAUGGGGAGAUCCUCGGAAAAAUUGAUGCUAUCGAUGCCGGUAAACCAUUUGAAAACAAUGCUUUGAACGACAUUGCACAAUCUGCUUCGCUUUGUCGUUACUAUGCCGGUUAUACAGACAAAGUUCCUGGUAAAUAUACCCAGAUCAAUGCUGAUAAGUUUGUCUACGAGGUCCAAGAACCUUAUGGAGUCGUUGGACAAAUCGUUCCAUGGAACUACCCAUUAGCAAUGGCACAAUGGAAGAUCCUCGGUGCAAUUGCUGCUGGUAACACCGUUGUUAUCAAAUCUGCUGAAAACACUCCAUUGAGUUUGUUGUACUUUGGUAACCUUAUCAUUGAGGCAGGAUUCCCACCCGGUGUGGUCAACAUUAUCUCGGGCUGGGGUAAAGAAGCUGGUUCAGCAAUUGCAAGUCACAUGGAUAUUGACAAAGUUGCAUUCACGGGUUCUACAGCAGUGGGGAAAUUGAUCCAACAGAUGGCUUCGGCUUCGAACUUGAAGGCAGUCACCUUAGAAUGUGGUGGUAAAUCACCAUGUGUCGUUUUUGAGGAUGCCGAUUUGGAAAGUGCUGUCAGACAUGCCUCAUUGGGUAUCUUCUACAACAGUGGUCAGAACUGUACUGCUAACUCAAGAAUUAUCCUUCAUGAGUCCGUCCACGACAAGUUUUUGCAAUUGUUCAAGGACUACGUUGACUCUAACUGGAUUGUCGGUGAUCCUUUCGACCCAAAGGUCACUGUUGGUCCACUUGUCUCAAAGGUUCAAAGAGACCGUGUCCAAUCUUAUAUUGACCACGGUUUGAACGUUGAGAAAUUGGAGAGAUUCAUGGGGAAUGAACCAGUCAAGGCUGAAGGUUACUAUAUUCCACCAACUGUGUUCAUCAACGUUCCAACUACUUCUAAAUUGUGGAAAGAGGAAAUUUUUGGACCUGUUGCAGUUGUAUGCAAAUUCUCCACAUACGAUGAAGCUCUACAAUUGGCUAACGAUACCACAUAUGGACUGGGUUCUGCUGUCUUUUCAACGAAUAUCAAGAGGGCACACAGAUUCGCAGCAGGAUUGCAAGCUGGUACUGUUUGGAUCAACUCUAGUAACGAUGAAGAUGUGAGGGCAAGUUUCGGUGGUUACAAGCAAAGUGGUGAAGGUAGUGGCCGUGAAUUGGGUGAGAAAGGUCUAUUGAUCUAUACCCAGACAAAAGCUGUGCAUGUCAACUUGGAUCUUGAGGGUAGCAAGUUGUGAUUAAAACGUUUCUUACUGUAAUGAAUAGUUCUGAUGCUAUACCAAAGUUGUUAACCUGGAC